Molecule: messenger RNA, 1320 nt
Organism: Amphimedon queenslandica
Lineage: Eukaryota; Metazoa; Porifera; Demospongiae; Haplosclerida; Niphatidae
Exons: 13
Coding region: 81-1160 (359 amino acids)
Source: RefSeq, a predicted model, not a curated record
UAACACUGGGCGUGGUGGAAAAACAAAAACGGCAAACUGGCCGUUUCUUCUUGUCGGGAGGAGAACACAAGCUAAAAGAGAUGGAUCCUUUGCUUGUAAGGGCCUCCCCAGUCCCUGACCCAAUGUAUAACACCACUCCUGACAGUCAUUACCUGGAACCCAUCAACUGUUACAAUGGAAAAGACAAGAAUCUGUGUAUUAGGAUUGGUGUCCUUAUAACAUUGGUUCUGAUUACAGCUGGUCUUGUUCUAGCAAGGAUAAUACAGUAUCACACUUACAAGAACAGGCACUAUGCUCAGUACUUCAUUCUUUACACUGGACUCAUUAUUGUGCUAAUUUUGUCAGCACAUACCAUUUAUUUUCCUCAAGUUCAGUGGGACUUCACCGCUAUCCUACUAGUGGCUAUACAACUGCUCUCCAUUUGGUUCUAUUACUUGUUCUGGGCUUUCAGAUUACUAAAGAAAGAAUACUUGUUUUUAUAUGGUGUCCUUCCUCUGCUGAUUGUUCUUAUUCUGUCAUUCAUUGGAGUGUUCCUAUGGGCCAGUAUCACUGCUUCAGAUAACUCUCAUGAAUGCACUAGACCCCAAUGGCUGAUAUUUUCAACAUCACAGCUACUCAUAGUCCAGCUCUUACUGGCUACUGUCAUUUAUAUUUGCUGUAAGUUGAAUCAUGUAAGGACGGUCCGUACCAACAGAUGGUCACAAAAAGCUCAACUUAUUUUUAUUGUCAUAGUGUAUGAGAUAGCAUCACUGUUCACCUUCUUUUAUGAUCUCUACUUAAUAUCAAGUCCUAAUAAAAAUUGUCUCACCGAUAUUUCCACUAAUGAAGGAGUAGUCAUAUUUCUUCAAGCUCUACUGACAAUAUUAAGGACUCUUGGUCCUCAAAUUGCUAUUGUAAUCAUAUUUGCUCCUUUAAAGCCAUACGAUGAGGAGAGAGAGACCCAGCUGGAGAGGAAUAUUUAUUACCCGAAUUACAGUUCAUACAGUGAGACACAGUCAACCCAAAAAAGCUCCGUUCCUUCAUAUCCUAUUCAGCCUCCUACAUCUAUCAAGCCCUCAUCUCCAGAGGAUCACUUUCCUUCUCUCCCUCGCUCUACACCAUACACUCCUUCUUCUGGUUACAACUUUUAUAACUUUCGGUCGUCAUCAACAGUAAAUUAAUAAAAAAACAGCAUUAUUAUUAUUAUUAUACAUAUAUAUAUAUAUAUUUAUUAUAUUGUUUAUUAUUGUUUUGUUAUUAUGUAUAUCGAGCUGUUGUUUUUUUCUUUCUCUGUUUGUAUAUUUCUGCUUUCAGCUUUGGUCCGUUUUUGUGACUUAAAAA